CAUGAGAGGAGCUCAGCCGAGAGCAGGCACAGCUUCCUGGAUGUAAAGAAACAACACGCAGGAGCAGCAGACGCACACGCACUCUCACUCACGCGCGCGCGCACACAGAUAGGAAGCUUAAACGUGUUUUUUUUUUUUGUUUUACAUUAAGGCCGGUGUGUGUUUGUAUGUCUGUGUUUUGUGUGUGUGACACACAGAGAGAGAGAGAGAGAGAGAGAGAGAGAGAGAGAGAGAGAGAGAGAGAGAGAUAAGCGGGCGACAGUAGAAGGUUAACAGCAGACUGUAUGUGGCCACAGUGAGAGCACUGCGGCUGUGGAUCUGGACUCGGGCAGCUUCUCCACCUAGAGAACCUAGGCAGGAACAUGGAGGCCGUAGCUGUUCUCCGACACCAACAGAAGGGCUAAGAGAAGACCUGAUUCCUUGCGUUGCCCUACCAUGUCCAGCAGGAGUCCCACACUGAUCCGGAAAAAACAGGAUUCGACACCCGGGACCCCCGAGACCCCCGAGGCCAGCGCCGAACCCAUCCACCCGGGGCCCGAUGCCUACUGCAAGCUGUGCCUCAGCGAGCAGCAGUCGGCGGCCACCAGGGAGCUGCAGGGCUGCGACUGUGUCUUCUGCACAGCGUGUUUGGAGCAGUAUGUUCAGCUGGCCAUCAUGGAGGGUGGGGGGGCACCCAUCACCUGCCCAGAUAUGGCCUGCCUAAAAACCGGAGUGCUAUUCGACUCUGAGAUCGCUAGCUUGGCCCCAGAAGACCAGCUGGAGCUGUACCAACGUCUGAAGUUCGAGCGAGGAGUGAAGCUGGACCCCAGUAAAGCCUGGUGCCCGGUGCUUGAAUGCCAGGCGAUGUGCAGUGUGCAGCUGAGCACUGAGGGCCAGCCCAACGCCGUGCCCUGCCUGACCUGUCACGCCAUCUUCUGCUCUGGGUGCAGAGGGCCAUGGCAGGACGGCCACACCUGCCCGGAGCACCAGCCCAUGAUGGCGCCUUCGCCCUCUCGUGAAAGCAGCGACUCUGACAUGCCCAUCAAGCAGUGCCCGAUGUGUGGUAUCUACAUCGAGAGGAACCAGGGCUGUGCACAGAUGCUGUGCAAGAGCUGCAAACACACCUUCUGCUGGUACUGUCUGCAUAAUCUGGAUGGGGAUAUCUUCCUCAGGCAUUAUGACAGGGGUCCGUGCAGAAACAAGCUGGGACACUCCAGGGCCUCGGUGAUGUGGAACAGAACGCAGGUGGUGGGUAUCCUGGUUGGGGUUAGCAUCAUCGUGCUGGUGACGUCUCCGCUCCUUUUGCUGGCCUCGCCGUGCAUCCUGUGCUGCGUCUGCAAGCCCUGCAGCGGGAAGAAGAAGAAGAAGAGGACGAAGAUCAGGAUGACAAAGAAGGACCAGCCAGACUCCUCCACGUCAUAGCAGCUUUCUCAUCAGCCCAACCCAGGAUGGAGUACUUUUUCACGACUCGACAGACUGGAAGCCUCAGAAAUAUUGUUGAGCUCAAAAGGACCUGCACCUCGAAGAUUUACAAGAGUAAGAGAAUGAAUGUAACUCACCCAGUCGUUUUCAGAUGGACAGACAGACAGGCAGUAAGGAGACAACGACGGCUGUGAGACAGGACAGGGCGUCUGUUCUCUAACACACACACGCACACACAGUUCAAAGUGCAAUGCCGCCCUCAUGUGCCGAACGUCAUGAUGCCAAACCAGAAGUGUUAGGUGCUCAAGUGCCUCACUCUACAGUGCCUGGUGCUUGUUUGUAUUUGUUUUGCCUUCCAUUCUAUCUUUAUCUUAUGCAAACAUGUUAGCAUUACUAAAAUGGAUAGGGUUUAUGGAUCCCUUAAAACAAUGCAAAGCAUUCUUUUAUAAUGGGAGAAGGCAAACGGUGGUGUGUGUGUGCACCGAUAUGAAAUAUGAUUGGGCUCCAAUGGUGAACAGAGACUUUUUUCUUCUAGCAAACGUUUGUUGCGUCCACCUCUGGCAUACGCUCCAGACCAAAGGCUUCUAAAGGGUAAUGUGUACUUUUCUAUGGUGUGUUAAUGUGUAUUUAUGGGUUACGUGUGUAUGGUAUCCUGUUAUCAUUUCUACAUUUCUGUUGAUGUUUCUGCAUCAGAUAUUUUAUAAAAGCGCCAUUGUAAUUGAAAUAAACACACUGCAUUGAACGUGCAUCAGAGGGUA
This is a messenger RNA of Cyclopterus lumpus (lumpfish), 2159 nucleotides long. RefSeq names its product ring finger protein 144B (gene rnf144b). The transcript has 8 exons. Bases 436 to 1401 code for a protein of 321 amino acids. Gene Ontology annotation, cellular component: mitochondrial membrane; cytoplasm; ubiquitin ligase complex. NCBI's taxonomy places the organism in Eukaryota, Metazoa, Chordata, Actinopteri, Perciformes, Cyclopteridae. The record is from RefSeq and is a predicted model, not a curated record. Gene Ontology annotation, molecular function: ubiquitin protein ligase activity; ubiquitin conjugating enzyme binding; zinc ion binding. Gene Ontology annotation, biological process: ubiquitin-dependent protein catabolic process; protein polyubiquitination; positive regulation of proteasomal ubiquitin-dependent protein catabolic process.